AUGGAACGUUGGGAGGGUAAAAUUGCAAUAGUGACCGGUGCUAGUACCGGAAUUGGGGCCGCAACGUCCAAAAUUCUAGUCCAAAAAGGACUCAAAGUUGUUGGACUAGCGCGCCGAGUCGAUCUAAUCGAAGAACUAACCCUAAGCUUGACGGACGCCCCUGGUGAACUCUACGCUGUCAAAUGUGACUUAACCAAAGAGGAAGAAAUCUUGGAAGCCUUCAAAUGGGUGAAGGACAAUCUCGGACCGGUCCACAUUUUGGUCAACAAUGCGGGCUUCAUCAGGCCCACCAACCUUCUAGAGGGUUCAACCGAAGACUGGCGUCUCACUUUUGACGUAAACGUAAUGGCAAUGUGCAUUUGCACUCGUGAGGCUGUCAAGGUCAUGCGUGAGAAUAACAUAGCCGGCCAUGUAAUAAACAUGAAUUCAGUCGUGGGUCGAUACCCUGUGUGUCUACCCACGCCCACCCUUAACGUCUACCCUGCGUCUAAGUAUGCGGUUACGGCGCUUACGGAAAACAUGCGACAAGAAAUGCGUUAUUUCAAUACGGGGAUUAAAGUUACGAGUAUCAGUCCAGGGAUUGUUAUUUCAGAGUUUCAGGAGGGGUUUUGCAAGGAUGGGACUAAGGAGGCUAUGAGGAAUGGACCGGUACUUUACCCCGAAGAUGUCGCCGACGCCAUUAUUUAUACUUUGUCAACGCCGCCUCAUGUUCAAGUAUCGUGUUUGGGGAAAUUUGUUUUUUUUAAUUGUUUUUUUCAGGUUCAUGAUAUUUUUAUGCACCCACUGGGGGAGAUGAUUUAGUAAGUUUUCUUGUUAUGAAAAUAAAUGAUUGUUGUUAAUUGUCA
Tribolium madens (black flour beetle) is the source of this 845-nucleotide messenger RNA. Its product is annotated as farnesol dehydrogenase-like. The record is from RefSeq and is a predicted model, not a curated record. Bases 1 to 801 code for a protein of 266 amino acids. Lineage: Eukaryota; Metazoa; Arthropoda; Insecta; Coleoptera; Tenebrionidae. The transcript is spliced from 4 exons.